AUGGUCCGCUGUCUUGCUUUCCUUAUAUCCCUGGCAGCUGCCACGAACCUCUAUGCCACCCACUAUAACGGCAACAUCUACACACUUUCUCUCGAUGGCAAAAACUCGCUUUCGAUCUCUUCGUCCUUGAAAACAUGUGGCGAUGCUCCUAGUUGGCUUACGUUCGAUUCGUCAGCGCGCACACUCUAUUGCUCCGAUCACUCGGGCAAUGGGACUAAGAAUGGCUCGUUAAGCUCCUACUCCGUAAAUCGGGAUGGGAAACUGACGGAGCUCGCAAAGACCGUUGACGUGGGCUCCGCAGUCCACAGUACUAUUUAUGGCGGCAAGCACGGACGCGAAAAGUAUUUGGCUAUUGCGCAUUACGGCGGUUCCGCCCUUUCAACCUUUGCUCUACCCCUUAGCUCUGAUAAGGAGGCCCUGCAGGUCUUCCGCUACCAAAUGUCCCAGCCGGGUAUCAAACCCCAGCAGGAUGCGCCGCACCCUCAUCAGGUGAUCCUCGAUCCAACCGGUGAUUUUCUCCUUGUUCCCGAUUUAGGCGCCGACCAGGUCCGCGUGUACGCCAUUGAUCAGCACUCGGGACGUCUAAAUGUGUGCCCUAGUCUUAAUUACACGGCCGGUAGUGGACCGCGACACGGACUGUUCUGGAAAUCUAACUCCUUGGACUCAGCGCAAACUCCAGUGACUAUGCUGUACACCGUCAGUGAAUUAGGCGGUCACUUUAAUGCGCUCCUUGUAUCUUACUUAUCAUCCGGUUGCCUCGGGUUCCGGGAGACUCAAUCCUUUGUGCCAUACCCAGGCGGACAGUUACCGACUGGGGCGGUGCCGGCGGAGCUCGCUAUGGCUGGGACUUCUCUUUAUGUUUCGAUUCGCUUUGAUCAAGGAUUCCCUCCAAAUGACUCUGUCUCGACUUUGGCGCGUUCGUCCAACGGCACGGUGACUUUCAACGAAAUCACCUCUUCAUAUGGCGCCAUUCCCCGCACUUUCUCCAUCAAUAAGAAGGGCACCCUGGUGGCCAUUGGCGACCAGGCUUCAUCUAAUGUAGCCAUCGUUAUAAGAGAUCCGCAGAGUGGAAAUCUUGGCAACCUAGUUGCCAACCUGGAGGUUGGACAGCCCGGCCAGGCUAGUAAUUCGUCGACGGGUUUGAGCAGCAUCAUCUGGGGAGAGUGA
Molecule: messenger RNA, 1167 nt
Organism: Penicillium egyptiacum
Lineage: Eukaryota; Fungi; Ascomycota; Eurotiomycetes; Eurotiales; Aspergillaceae
Source: the annotation of a GenBank genome assembly